AGGAAACUAAACAACCUUUGGUGCAAGAGCACGACAGGAAAGAAACUCAGACGCCAGGGGUGCACCGGGAAACGCCAAAUUGGCCACAGUACCAAUGGGGAGGGAACGGACAAUCAUCGUUCGGUAUGCCGUUCCCAAUGACUGAUGGGAGCGGAUGGCCAGGUUUUGGGUUCGUCUACCCAAUGGGAGGAAACCCCUUCAGGGGAGCUCCCUUUAUGCAGAACGAACAAGCGGGGUACACUAGGGGUCCAUAUCGGAACCAGCAGAAUAGGAACCCUAGAUGGGGCUAUGACCAACAGAACAAUGGAAGGCGUUGGGGCCAGAACAAUCGCCAAGAGCAAUUAGCGAUCCAGGUACCACAAGACGCAGGGAGAAGUGGACAGUCGAGGAUGUCUAGAAUGACAAAUAACACAGGGCAGUCAUAUAACUCCAAUAAUUCCAGACAGUCGUAUGCAGCACAGCAGACGCCUAGUACUUCAACUAGAGUUAGCGGACAAGCAGCUGCAGUUGGUCAGCUACACAAUAUUCAGGAAGAGGACGGAAAUUUUCUCCAGACAGCCUCGAACAAAGCACAGGGUACUUAGGAGGAAAGAAGAAUCAGUCGACCCUACCCUAUAUAGUGGUUAGGCUAGCAGCAGACAAAAAUAUUAAAAUGCUUAUAGACACAGGAUCCACAUUUUCUUUCAUAAGACCGGAAUUAAUACCCGCAGAACACAUUAGUAGAUUAAAAGAAACAAUAAAAAUAAAAACAAUCGUACGAUCCCACGAAGUUCAGAAGGAGACAGUCUUAGCCAUGUUCAGAGAACUGGGAGGAGUAGGAGAGAUGAGACUGCUCCUCUUUAAGUUUCAUCAGUUUUUCGAUGGACUGGUAGGAAUAGACAUACUACAACAAAUAGGAUCAGUAAUCGAUGUAGACAAACGACAACUGCGUACAGCGACAACAGAAACACAGAUAUGGCAGACGCAAUGCAGAGCAACGGAGGUAUAUACGAUAGAAGCGGGCACAAAAAGGGUUAUACAGGUGCCGGUACAGUUACAGGAUGGGGAGUUCUUAAUUAACAAAACGAAAAUAAAACCUAAUAUGGAAAUAUCAGAAGGCCUGUAUAAGGCAACAGCAGGACAGAGUCUGGUAGAGAUAACCAACUAUUCGGAAGAGGACCAGGAAUUGUUUCUAGAGGAACCACUAGUGGUUUCAGAACUCAAAGCUCAAGAGCAUAUAGAAAUAAAUAACAUAGAAAGCAGAACAGAUAUAGGGAAUAAAGGAAUUCCGUUUCAUAAGAUAAGAACAGAUCAUUUGAAUGAGGAAGAAAUCACUGAAUUAAAAAGACUAUGUAAAAAAUACCCAUCGGCAUUUUAUAUGGAGGGAGAGGACUUGUCGUUCACAAACGUCGUCAAACAUCAGAUGGGUUGCAGUGAUGGAGACGAAAGGAACGUUUGAAAUCAGAGAGUUUAAAGAGGAUGAGCCUAUCGCGCAAAUCACAUUAGGACCAGCCAGGGUAAUACAAACAUAUAAAACCUUCAUACACAUAGUCCGACUAGAGGAAUAUGUAAAGAGCGUUGGCCAUUUGGAGCAAACGCUCAGGACUAUACAAGAAGUACGAAUUUUUAGAGCUAAAGGCCAUAAUGAAUGGUACCGACAUAAUAUUUUCAAUAAGCCUACCAAUUUUUAAGAAAGAAAUGUAUUUACUGAAAAGAAUACUAUCAUUACCCAUAAAUAAGACAGAAUUUGUAAUAGCACCUAAUUUUGUAGCUCAUAACAACAACAAAAUGUAUUAUUAUAAGAACAAAUGCCAACAAAUAAGGAAACUUUAUACAUGUAGAAACGAUAAGAUUGCAAAGAGAAUCAACGAAGGUUGUCUGAGAAGUCUGAUGAAUGGAGAGGCAACGGAGUGUGAGACAAAAGAUAUAGGAUUCCGCAGAGAAAUUUUCGAACCGGAAAAAGGAUAUAUCGCAAUUUUCAAUGGCGAGAAAGUGAAGAUACAAACGGAUUGUGGACCAGAAGAAAUAUUCAGCGGGUCAGCAAUCAUCAUUUUCAACGAUUGCGGAACAGUAGUUAACAACAUCCAAUACGAGUCAGUAGAGCAGCUAGAAGUGGGACACAUGAAACUUGAGAUUCCACAGAUAAUGUCUUUGAAGAAAAACCGAACAACUCAAGAAUUGGGGGUCCACGAACUCAAGAUGGAGGACAUCAAAACUAACUUGGAAAUCGGAAGAAUGCGAACCGAAAUGGUGAUACAGGCUACAACAACGUAUGCAGCUCUCGGAGUACUACUGGUGGGUGCGAUAUGCACCGUUUUUUUUUCAAAAAGGACGACCAUUUACGCAACAACUACUUCGAACCCCACGUCCACACCAUCGCACACCUUCGCACCAACCAUUCCUCCGUUAUGGUCGGUAGCUCAGACUGAGGGGGGAGGAGUUACCACCUCAGCACCUACCCUCACCCUCGCCCCGCCGAAACCACUUCGGCUAGUAUAGCAGGCCCUAACGUCAACAACGUCGACUCUGCAACAAAGUUGCACCGGCUCAACUUACACAAACAAAUAUCAGACCUCAGCAACCAAACAUCCGUUCCGAUUGAGGAAUGGAGAGUAAGCAGAUUCUCUGCCGGCCAAAAGAGCAAGGCCAGCAAAUUGUAAUUAAGUUG
Messenger RNA from Drosophila obscura, 2647 nucleotides. RefSeq lists its product as uncharacterized. The transcript is spliced from 2 exons. The record is from RefSeq and is a predicted model, not a curated record. NCBI's taxonomy places the organism in Eukaryota, Metazoa, Arthropoda, Insecta, Diptera, Drosophilidae. The coding region runs from base 653 to 1438 and encodes 261 amino acids.